UUAUACUCCCAAAAACCAACCCAUGAAUACAGUUAUGCAAGCUUCGCCACCCAAAGCUACCAGGCUUAUGAAGCCAACAUUGACUUUGAGAUCAGGUUCAUGGUGGACAGUGAUGUGGUCGGUUGCUGCUGGAUUGAGCUUCCUAAAGGGAAGUACAGGCUGAGGGAGGAGAGAAGUGAAGGACAGACAGGCUCAAAAUAUCCCGGAAAGGUGUCCCUGUGUCAGUACGAGGUGGAUGUGGCAUGGAAUGACUUGGUCAGUCAUCCAGCUGAAGGAGAAUGGCAGAGGAUCGCUCCACUCAGAGUACUGAGCUUUGAUAUUGAGUGUGCUGGCAGAAAAGGCGUGUUUCCAGAGCCGGAGAUUGAUCCUGUGAUUCAGAUCGCCUCUAUGGUGCAGCGUCAGGGAGAGAAGGAGCCGUUUAUCCGGACGGUCUUCACCUUACAGAGCUGUGCCAGUAUAGUGGGCUCCCAGAUUCUCUGCUUUACGCAAGAGAAACUGCUACUGCAGAGUUGGGCUGAGUUUGUGAGGACAGUGGAUCCUGAUAUCAUCACUGGCUACAAUAUCCAGAACUUUGACCUUCCGUACCUCCUCAACAGAGCUGCAACCUUAAAGGUGAAUGUGUUCCCAUAUCUGGGUCGUGUGUGGAGCAGUAAAUCGGUCCUGAAAGACUCCAGCUUCCAGAGCAAGCAGAUGGGCCGCAGAGAGAACAAAACAGUCAAUAUGGAGGGACGUGUGCAGUUUGACCUACUACAGGUGUUGCUGAGGGAUUAUAAACUACGCUCUUACACACUAAACGCCGUCAGUUUUCAUUUUCUGCAGGAGCAGAAGGAGGAUGUGCAGCAUUCUAUCAUCACAGACCUACAGAAUGGGAAUGAGCAGACCCGCAGGCGUUUGGCUGUGUACUGUCUGAAGGAUGCGUAUCUGCCCCUGCGCUUGCUGCAGAAGUUAAUGUGCGUCAUUAAUUACAUGGAAAUGGCCAGAGUUACUGGGGUGCCCCUGACCUACCUGCUCUCUCGUGGACAGCAGAUUAAAGUGGUUUCACAGCUCCUGAGACAGGCUAUGAAGCAGGAUCUGGUGAUGCCAGUGGUGAGGACGGAGGGUGGGGAGGACUACACUGGAGCCACUGUCAUAGAACCAGAGAAAGGGUAUUACAGUGUUCCUAUAACAACUCUGGAUUUCUCCUCACUGUAUCCCUCCAUCAUGAUGGCCCAUAAUUUAUGUUACACUACACUCCUGCAGAAAAGCCAGGUGGAGAAACUCAGUCUUUCUCCAGAAGAUUUCAUCAAGACCCCCACAGGUGAUCUGUUUGUGAAGAGCUCUGUGAGGAAGGGCCUUCUCCCUGAGAUCCUAGAAAACCUGCUGAGUGCCAGGAAAAGAGCAAAGGCAGAGCUGAAGAAAGAGACAGACCCCUUUAAAAAGCAGGUGCUGGAUGGAAGGCAGUUGGCUUUGAAGAUCAGUGCAAACUCCGUGUACGGGUUCACUGGGGCUCAGGUGGGCAAACUGCCCUGUCUGGAGAUCUCACAGAGCGUCACAGGCUUUGGUAGGCAGAUGAUUGAACAGACCAAACAGCAUGUGGAAUCAAAAUACACGAUCUCUAAUGGUUACCAGGCAGAUGCAAAGGUCAUCUACGGAGACACAGACUCUGUGAUGGUGAAACUAGGUGUGGCCACAGUGCAGGAAGCAAUGAAUCUGGGAAAGGAGGCAGCUGAUUGGGUCUCCUCCUACUUUGUUCCACCAAUCAAAUUAGAGUUUGAAAAGGUGUAUUACCCAUAUCUGUUGAUCAAUAAGAAGCGGUACGCCGGGUUGUAUUUCUCUUCUAAUGCUGAACAUCAUGAUAAGAUGGAUUGCAAAGGAAUUGUGUCCAGUAAUCGCAGUAAUGGUGACCAGGUUGGGCUUUAA
Molecule: messenger RNA, 1899 nt
Organism: Sinocyclocheilus grahami
Lineage: Eukaryota; Metazoa; Chordata; Actinopteri; Cypriniformes; Cyprinidae
Product: DNA polymerase delta catalytic subunit-like
Exons: 15
Biological process (GO): base-excision repair, gap-filling; DNA-templated DNA replication; nucleotide-excision repair, DNA gap filling
Cellular component (GO): delta DNA polymerase complex
Molecular function (GO): DNA-directed DNA polymerase activity; nucleotide binding; DNA binding
Source: RefSeq, a predicted model, not a curated record